Erpetoichthys calabaricus (reedfish) is the source of this 5079-nucleotide messenger RNA. RefSeq names its product diacylglycerol lipase, alpha (gene dagla). Lineage: Eukaryota; Metazoa; Chordata; Cladistia; Polypteriformes; Polypteridae. Gene Ontology annotation, biological process: lipid metabolic process. Gene Ontology annotation, cellular component: dendrite membrane; postsynaptic membrane. The transcript has 20 exons. The record is from RefSeq and is a predicted model, not a curated record.
UUCAGAAUUAUUGACCGGCGCCCCUCCCUCUCAGUGUUGGCGCGGCCGAUCUGGAUUACGCAAGGUGCGUAGCGCCGGAGCCGUGAGGGCAGAGGGAGUUACGCAUAGUGCGCCGCGACUCCUGGGCUCUGUAGCGGUUAUCAGCAUCAUCCUGCAAAAGCAACCCGGUUUUGCGUGGUUUGUAGCUUCAGUGAGGAGCUUUUACCCGAGAAGAGAAGCAGGGAAAACAAGAAGACUCGCUCUAGCCACAUUCACAGCAGCGUACGAACUGGAGUUAUUUGUAUUUGUUUUCUUCCUCUCUCGUCGGAUACCAACGAGCCUGUUCGUCUUAGAGAACUGCAUGUUAAGUCUGUCUCUUCGUGUUCACUGACAGCAGCUCGGAGGGAUCCCUAUGAAGAUUCGGGUUGGGUUCGAAAGAAUCUGAGUGUGUCUGUGUAGGGAGUAGUCUCGCCAUUCACCACCUCUGCUCCCCCCGCAUACACACCCCAGCUGGAGCCAAGACCCGACAUCUGUAGAAGAGAAGGCGGGCAAGAGGAGUGCCUGGGAUGGCGAUUCAUCCGGCAGUCAAGAAUCUGGACGGGGCGAACAGUCAGCGGCCAGCACCGGUAACAGGGCAUUGACAGGGAGGUACCGCCAUGCCUGGAAUGGUGGUGUUCCGGCGGCGCUGGUCAGUGGGUAGUGAUGAUUUGGUUCUUCCAGCGCUCUUUUUGUUUCUGUUACAUACAGCCUGGUGAGUGCACAUUACUAUUUUUUCUGUUAUGAGCAAUCCUGCUCACCUUACACUAGUGGACCAUGGUCGUGGCUAUCUGGGGAUCCUGAUUAGCUGCAUGAUAUGUGAAGGUGCCAUCAUUUGGCUGAGCAUGAGAGGCAGUAUCUUGUACACAGAGCCACGGGAUUCCAUACAGUAUGUCCUCUACAUUCGUCUUGCCAUCCUACUGGUGGAGCUGAUUUAUGCCAUUGUGGGAAUUGUCUGGUUGGUCAAAUACUACUGGCCUUGUAAUGACAGCACUGCUAAGAACAUUACCCUGGGAAUAGUGGCUUGUAAUUGGCUGGUCAUCUUCAGCCUAUGCUUCACCAUGAUGUGCUCUUUUGAUCCCACGGGCAGAACCUUUGUGAAACUGAAAGCCACCAAGAGAAGACAGCGAAACCUAAGAACUUACAACUUGAGACAUCGUCUGGAAGAAGGCCAGGCCAGCACCUGGACACGAAGGCUGAAAUGGUUCAUGUGUUGCACAAGAACCCAGGAUUCACAGUCAGAUGCAUACAGUGAAAUAGCAAACCUUUUUGCUGAAUUUUUCCGAGAUCUGGACAUUGUUCCCAGUGACAUCAUUGCAGGUCUGGUAUUGCUGCGACAACAACAGAGAUCCAAGCGCAAUGCUGUGCUCGAUGAGGCAAACAAUGACAUCCUAGCUUUUUUGUCUGGAAUGCCAGUGACCCGAAACACAAGAUAUCUUGACUUGAAGAACUCUCAUGAGAUGGGUAUGUACAAGGAAGUCUGCUAUUAUAUGCUUUUUGCUCUGGCAGCCUAUGGAUGGCCCAUGUACCUGAUGAGAAAGCCAGCAUGUGGACUAUGUAGACUGGCUAGUUCCUGUUCGUGCCUCUCUCUGUCUCGGCCACGGUUCACCCCAGGAGUGACAGUUGAAGAAGAUAACUGCUGUGGUUGCAAUGUUAUUGCUAUCAAGCGUUACUUUCUGGAUGAAAAUCUUCCGGGAGUUGACAUUGUUUACACAUCCUGUCAUGAUGCGGUUUAUGAAACUCCAUUUUUUGUCGCAGUGGAUCAUGGGAAGAAAAAGGUAGUCAUUAGCAUUCGAGGGACUUUGUCCCCCAAGGAUGCUUUGACAGAUUUGACUGGGGAUGCUGAGAGGCUACCUGUCGAAGGACAUCAUGGCACCUGGCUUGGACACAAGGGCAUGGUGCUGUCUGCAGAGUACAUUAAAAAGAAGCUUGACCAGGAGAUGAUCCUCUCGCAAGCCUUUGGGAGAGACCUGGUUCGGGGAACAAAGCAUUAUGGACUGAUUGUAGUGGGGCAUUCGCUGGGAGCCGGGACUGCUGCCAUCUUGUCUUUUCUUCUCCGGCCCUUCUAUCCAUCCCUCCAUUGUUAUGCUUAUUCACCACCAGGUGGGCUGCUCAGUGAGGAUGCCAUGGAAUAUUCCAAAGAGUUUGUCACUUCGGUUGUUCUGGGAAAGGACCUGGUGCCUAGGAUUGGUCUGUCACAGUUGGAAGGGUUCCGACGUCAUCUCCUUGAGGUUUUACAAAAAAGCAACAAGCCAAAGUGGCGGAUUAUUAUUGGUGGAACCAAAUGCAUUCCAAAAUCAGAAUUGCCUGAUGAUGACCUUCCAGUUGCUGCUUUCCCAAGCUGCAGACUGUGGACACAUCCGAGUGACUUGACCAUUGCACUGUCAGCCAGCACACCCUUGUACUUGCCGGGCAGGAUUAUCCAUGUUGUUCACAAUCAUCCACCUGAACGCUCAUGCUGUGGUCAGGAAGAUCCCACCUACUCUGCUAUCUGGGGUGACAACAAGACCUUUGAUGAAGUCAUUAUUUCUCCUGCCAUGCUUCAUGAGCAUAUGCCACAUAUUGUUAUGGAAGGCUUGAACAAGGUUUUGGAGAAUUAUAAUAAAGGAAAGACUGCCCUUCUAUCAGCAGCGAAGAUUAUGGUGAGCCCCACUGAAGUGGACCUGAAUCCUGAGACUGUCUUCCAAGAAUACCUCACUGUCCCGCAACCACAGCACCAUCGCAGGAACAGCAGCGUCAAGAGCUGUGCCCGGUCAGAAAUCAGCCUGGAUGGCUACUGUGAGGUUCCAUCAUCAUGUAUCCCCUCACCUUGCCCACGGGAUCCUGUAUCAGUGCUGCUGCGUGGAGCCAGAGAACGGCUUGCAGGGGAGCUCAGAGAGAGACGAGCACCUCUGGCGGUAAUGGAAAGUUUGUCAGACAAUGAGUCCAUAUAUAGCCUAGACUCUCGGCGAUCCUCAGCUGCCUUCAGAGGUUCCCCUUGUCUGGGGCCACUGCCUGAACACAAUGAAGCACCCUGCUUUUACAUUGACCCCACCAUUCCAGAAGAGAAUCCUUCCCUUAGCUCAAGGACUGAGUUGCUUGCAGCAGACAGCCUGUCCAAGCACUCUGCAGACACCCCAAUAGCUGGGCCAGACCAGCAGGGAGUGCUGAGUGCCUGUUAUUCUUUCACUGCCAAUGAAUUUGACUUACAGCAGCAACAGGCCAGUUCAUUGUCAGUUGAACAUGCUGAUGUCGAUGCUGGCAUCGUGCACACACAACGCUUCUAUUCCACACCUGACAGCCAUGAUCACCGUGAGGAGGGCUACAGUCAUUCUCCUGUCUGCCACCAGAGAGCCCACUCAGAAGGAAGCAGCAGCAUUUUGGAAGCCAUAACAGGCCAUCUGCAAGAAUCUGGCCACUUUAGUCAGUCUAAUUCUUCCAUUAGAUCCUCCAUCCCUUCUCUGGUAGCAGCGUCAACCAUUCCUUUAGAUCAGCCCAGUGACAGUAAGCUGCCUAAUGGCCGACUCUCUUCAGAUGGCCCCAAUCCAGCUGUGUUGGAGUUUGCAGAGUUCAUUGACUCUCUUUUCAACUUAGACUCAAAAAGUGGGUCACUUGGAGAUGUGUUUGAUCUCUCUGACAGUGCCGAAGAACUGCCUGAGUCGGGGCGAGGGUCUGACGGAGGAAGUCGGAAGAAGUACAAGCAGGAGUCUCAGGGGACACAUAGCAGGCAGGCCUCACAGUCUUACAGCACACACAGCCAGGAAGAACUUGAUCGACUAAAGGAGAAGGAGAGGCGGUUUUUGGCACGUGCUCAGUUUGAGCCAAAUUUGGUUCCAAAGCCACCACGCACUUUCGCUGGCUCAGCAGACCCCUCUUCUGGCAUCUCUCUGUCCCCCUCUCUCCCACUCAGUUCCUCUGGCGAGCUCAUGGACCUGUCUCCCGGAGAGAUGCCUUCAGAGCCUUUGCGGACUUCCACACCACACUCCCCGCCUGGUUCAGCCUGUCCAAGUCAACAACAUGCCAGUCAGGAAGAGCUCAUAAUCUCAGCUCUCUAGCAGCAUGCCAACAUAGACAAUGUAGCUGAGGGGCAGUGAACCUACAUAAUUACAGAAUCAAAGGUUAAUGAGGCCAUCUGUCCUGAUAUGGUGCAAAAUUAUUUGUACCAGAACAGCAAAAUCUAAAUUAAGUAAUCAAUGAGAAAAGAUUCCCUUUAAAACACAAUCAGCCACUGAUGUUACCCUGUUUACUUCAUCAACAACAAAUAUGGCGAUGAAAUAAAAUAGAAAACAGAUGGCCUUAUGUGGUCUGUAAUAUUAUAUAACCCUGUUUCUCUAAUACCUCCACUUUGUGAGGAAAGGAGUCUCAGUCUUUGAAGCAAAUGACUAAAUUAACACCCCAUAAUGUUUUGCUGUAAGUCCGCUUAUUUCUUUAUUGUCAUUGGCUGCUGGUGAAGCACCAUUUUUAGAUCUUGAUUGACAAAGUUAUUUUUAUAAUGGGAAUCUCUUUUCAUUUUUAACAGAGGGUUGCAUAGAGUGUAGCCUUGUCUAAUCAAAAAUGAUUUAAGCUACACCUUUGCUGCACCAUUACCUGAAAUACUUGAUCUUAGCUGUUACAGAGUGAGUAAGAGUACUAGAAAAAGAUGCAAAUUCUGCCAUUUUCUCUUAUAACUUAAUGUGUGCUUUGGCGCAUAAAACUCUCCAGCACAAGUUGGCAUUCACCCACUGAGCAGUAUGUUUGUAUAUGUUAGUAUAGCAGAGAGGUAGCUUUGCAGCCUCCAACUAUUUGCUGAUGCUUAUUGUCCUUGCAGGAACAACCAUCAUUCAGUGCUCCCAGUUAUUUCCAGGAAUGACUUUCCAAUCCAAAGUUCAUUACCAUCUUCGAUACAAUUGAGCAAGUCUGUGUAAGAGCUACUGUAAAUGCAUGAAUGGUAUAGUAAUGAGUGACUGAAUUUGCACAUUUGAGGGAAUAUCACAAGGACCGAGUGGCACUAAACAAUAGUAGUAUGCAGUGUAGCACCAGACACCGGGUAUGGUGAGGGAUGCUAUGUGACAAAUGUGGAACUAAUUGAAGAAAAUGAUGCUGCAC